AUGGCCCAGGGGAAUAAUUAUGGACAGACCAGCAAUGGGGUGGCAGAUGAAUCACCCAACAUGCUGGUGUACAGAAAGAUGGAAGACGUCAUAGCACGCAUGCAAGAUGAAAAAAAUGGAAUUCCUAUUCGUACUGUCAAAAGUUUCCUCUCCAAGAUACCUAGUGUCUUCUCUGGGUCAGAUAUCGUUCAAUGGUUAAUAAAGAACUUAACCAUAGAAGAUCCAGUGGAGGCACUCCAUUUGGGAACGCUAAUGGCUGCCCACGGCUACUUCUUUCCAAUCUCGGAUCAUGUCCUCACACUCAAGGAUGAUGGCACCUUUUACCGGUUCCAAACACCCUAUUUUUGGCCAUCAAAUUGUUGGGAGCCGGAAAACACAGACUAUGCGGUUUACCUCUGCAAAAGAACAAUGCAAAACAAAGCAAGGCUGGAGCUGGCCGACUAUGAAGCUGAGAGCUUGGCCAGGCUACAGAGAGCUUUUGCCCGGAAGUGGGAGUUCAUUUUUAUGCAAGCAGAAGCACAAGCAAAAGUGGACAAGAAGAGAGACAAGAUUGAGAGGAAGAUCCUUGAUAGUCAAGAGAGAGCGUUCUGGGAUGUACACAGACCUGUGCCUGGAUGUGUAAAUACCACUGAAGUGGACAUUAAGAAGUCAUCCAGAAUGAGAAAUCCACACAAAACACGAAAGUCUGUCUAUGGUCUACAAAAUGAUAUUAGAAGUCACAGUCCUACCCACACACCCACACCAGAAACUAAACCUCCAACAGAAGAUGAGUUACAACAACAGAUAAAGUAUUGGCAAAUACAGUUAGAUAGACAUCGGUUAAAAAUGUCAAAAGUUGCUGAUAGUCUGCUAAGUUACACAGAACAGUAUGUAGAAUAUGACCCGUUUCUUGUGCCACCUGACCCUUCUAACCCAUGGUUGUCUGAUGAUACUACCUUCUGGGAACUUGAAGCAAGCAAAGAACCAAGUCAGCAGAGGGUAAAACGAUGGGGUUUUGGCAUGGAUGAAGCAUUGAAAGACCCAGUCGGGAGAGAACAAUUCCUUAAAUUUCUAGAGUCAGAAUUCAGCUCAGAAAACUUAAGAUUCUGGCUAGCAGUGGAGGACCUGAAGAAAAGGCCUAUUAGAGAAGUUCCCUCUCGAGUUCAGGAAAUAUGGCAAGAAUUUCUGGCUCCAGGAGCCCCCAGUGCUAUUAACUUGGAUUCUAAGAGCUAUGACAAAACUACACAGAAUGUGAAAGAGCCCGGACGAUACACUUUCGAAGAUGCUCAGGAGCACAUUUACAAACUGAUGAAAAGUGAUUCAUACCCACGUUUUAUAAGAUCCAGUGCCUAUCAGGAACUUCUACAGGCAAAGAAAAAGUCCAACCCACACAUGGACCGCAGAACAUGUUUUGAAAACUUUGCACAGAAUGUGGGCAGAAACAUCCCUAUUUUCCCAUGCCAUAAAAACUGUACACCAACACUGAGGGCCAGCACUAACCUGUUAUGA
Budorcas taxicolor (takin) is the source of this 1488-nucleotide messenger RNA. RefSeq names its product regulator of G protein signaling 7 (gene RGS7). Bases 1 to 1488 code for a protein of 495 amino acids. The transcript is spliced from 17 exons. The record is from RefSeq and is a predicted model, not a curated record. Gene Ontology annotation, biological process: intracellular signal transduction; G protein-coupled receptor signaling pathway; regulation of G protein-coupled receptor signaling pathway. NCBI's taxonomy places the organism in Eukaryota, Metazoa, Chordata, Mammalia, Artiodactyla, Bovidae.